Panicum hallii is the source of this 1395-nucleotide messenger RNA. RefSeq names its product probable carboxylesterase 15. Gene Ontology annotation, molecular function: hydrolase activity. NCBI's taxonomy places the organism in Eukaryota, Viridiplantae, Streptophyta, Magnoliopsida, Poales, Poaceae. The transcript has a single exon. Bases 21 to 1202 code for a protein of 393 amino acids. The record is from RefSeq and is a predicted model, not a curated record.
UCCCGGCGUCGCUCUGUGCAAUGCAAACCUGUCAUCUCCACCGCGACAGCGUCGCCUCGUUCUCACACAACGCCCCGGCGCACUCGGCCUGCCCCUCGGUGCACGCCGCACCACCUGCAGCAGCAGCAGCGAUGGCCCCUCCCGAUGUCGAGCAGCAGCAGCAGCAGGCGCGGGCGGCGGCGGGCGGCCGCAAGGUGGUGGACGAGGUGUCCGGCUGGCUGCGCGUGCUGGACGACGGCAGCGUCGACCGCACGUGGACCGGCCCGCCGGAGGCGCUCCCGCUGAUGCAGCCCGUGGCGCCGUACGCCGAGCCCCGCGACGGGCACACGCUGCACGACCUCCCCGGGGAGCCCAACCUGCGCGUGUACCUCCCCGAGGUGGCGGCGGGGGGCGAGGGCGGCGCGCGCCUGCCCGUCAUCCUGCAGCUCCACGGCGGCGGCUUCUGCAUCUCCCACCCCUCAUGGCUCAUGUACCACCAUUUCUACGCGCGCCUCGCGUGCGCCGUCCCCGCCGUGGUGGUCGCCGUCGAGCUCCCGCUCGCGCCAGAGCAGCGCCUGCCCGCGCACAUCGACACGGGCGUCGCCGCGCUCCGCCGGCUCCGCUCGAUCGCGCUGUCCGAGGACGGCGGCGGCCCGGCGGCCGCGCUCCUCCGCGGGGCCGCCGACGUGUCCCGGGUGUUCCUCAUCGGGGACAGCUCCGGCGGCAACCUCGUCCACCUCGUGGCCGCCCAGGCGGGGCAGGGCGACGCUAGCCAGUGGGCGCCCCUCCGCGUGGCCGGCGGCAUCCCGAUCCACCCGGGGUUCGUGCGCGCGGCGCGGAGCCGGUCGGAGCUGGAGACGAAGGCGGCCUCGGUGUUCUUCACGCUGGACAUGCUGGACAAGUUCCUGGCGUACGCGCUGCCGGAGGGCGCGACCAAGGACCACCCGUUCACGUGCCCCAUGGGCCCGCUGGCGCCGCCGCUGGCGUCCGUGCCGCUGCCGCCGAUGCUGGUGUCCGUGGCCGAGGACGACCUUAUCCGCGACACCAACCUCGAGUACUGCGACGCGCUGCGCGCCGCCGGCAAGGAGGUGGAGGUGCUGGUCAACCGCGGCAUGAGCCACUCCUUCUACCUCAACAAGUACGCCGUCGACAUGGACCCCGCCACCGGGGAGCGGGCGCGGGAGCUCAUCGACGCCAUCAAGAGCUUCAUCUCCCGCCACUGAAAAGUGCAAGGACAGGGGGCUAUGUCCCCGCACGUGCCGGAAUUGAUCAUCUAGUUGUGAAGUUCUUUUCAUCCCGCAUCUCAGGUCGACCUAGCACGUGUUAGUGUUCCGCCCAGACACACGUGGUGUUGCUUUCAUUUGGCUUGACUUUGUCCCUACUAUAAAUAAAUAUUCGUAUCCGUCAAUCAGUCCA